Rhizoctonia solani is the source of this 1152-nucleotide messenger RNA. Its product is annotated as STE3-type pheromone receptor. Lineage: Eukaryota; Fungi; Basidiomycota; Agaricomycetes; Cantharellales; Ceratobasidiaceae. Bases 1 to 1152 code for a protein of 383 amino acids. The transcript has 6 exons. The record is from RefSeq and is a predicted model, not a curated record. Gene Ontology annotation, cellular component: membrane. Gene Ontology annotation, biological process: G protein-coupled receptor signaling pathway. Gene Ontology annotation, molecular function: mating-type a-factor pheromone receptor activity.
AUGCGCACAGAGUUGCCUAUCGUCUCAUUUAUCUGCACCGUGCUGGUGCUCAUUCCUCUGCCAUGGCACUGGCGAGCGCGCAACACCGCGACGCUCUCAAUCAUCUUCUGGCUGACCGCCAUCAACUUUACUCGAGGCGUGAAUGCGAUCGUAUGGGGAGGCAAUAUAAUAAACAAAGUUCCAGUUUGGUGCGAUAUCACUGCGAAACUGGUCAUUGGUGCCAAUGUUGCGCUCCCAGCUUCAACACUAUGCAUUUGCCGAUAUCUCGCGCAGGUCGCAUCACCUCGUCAUACGAUCGCUAACGCCUCAGACAAGCGUCGACGAAUGAUAUUUGAGAUUGGCAUGUGUGCGGUGCUCCCUGCUGUUGCGAUGGCUCUUCAUUAUGUGGUUCAAGGCCAUCGAUUUGAUAUUCUUGAAGAUUUUGGAUGCAAUCCCACCACCUAUGUAUCAGUCGCGGCUCUCUUUAUCGUUUAUUUGCCGCCGCUCAUUCUUGCUCUCGGAACGCUGAUUUAUGCCGGUAUUGCUCUGCGUUGGUUUGUUCAUCGCCGGGCCCAAUUCCAGGCCGUCUUACAGUCCAACCAAUCGGGCCUUACGACUGGACGCUACCUCCGCUUGAUUGCGCUUUCCAUCACUGAGAUGUUGUUCGCGACAGCAAUGACUCUCUUUAUCCUGGUUGUGACUGUCGAAGACAACGGUAUUCGACCGUGGGUCUCCUGGGACUUUGUUCAUGCUGAUUGGAUGCGCGUCGACCAAUACGCCAAAAUCCUCGCCCCUCAAUACUUCUGGGACCGAUACCUUCUUACGUGGUACAUCAUCCCCAUCACUUCGGUCAUUUUCUUCGCGUUCUUUGGAUUCGGGCAAGAAGCCAAAGCGGAAUAUGUCAAAUACUUCAACUGGGUCAAGACCCGUAUUUUCCGUAUCAAGCCCAAGGCGCAGCCCGUCCUGCCUGUUUCGGCGCGUGGCGGUAUUAAUACUAUUAGCUCUACCAUGAGCACCCCUGCCGUUAUCAAGCUGCAGACCGAGACCACGGUAUCCCGGACAUCGGAGAAAUGGGACGAUGCUCCUCCAUCUUCCCUGCAUACCAGUUCACGAGCUCCCUCUCCAUCUGCCAACAACGACAAAGACACCUUAGACGUUGAGUCUCGCUCAUAA